AUGGGCAUGGAAGCGGAAAGGAUCGCCAGGAUACACGCUGUACUGACCACCGAAGCGGAUUCCAGGAGUCAUAAAGUAUCCCUGACUGUUCAAGUAGUUGUAGAGAGGACAGGCACUUGGCGCUUUGGCGCGGGCAGACAUCUCAACUUCGAGGCUUCCGCGUGCCUCGCCAAGACGAGCCAUAUAUUCGAGAUGGGUACGUGCAUCAUCAACAAUAUACGCAUCUUGACGAUCGACAAGCAGGCGGGCUUCCUCCUCGAGAAGUUCGAGGGGCAAGGCGGUGAACAUGUUCUGAUUAGGAGCCUGUGGAUUGGUUCCAACGAGGACAGAGCACAUGCUAUGAGUCCUUCGUAG
This is a messenger RNA of Pyricularia grisea, 354 nucleotides long. RefSeq lists its product as uncharacterized. The transcript is spliced from 3 exons. NCBI's taxonomy places the organism in Eukaryota, Fungi, Ascomycota, Sordariomycetes, Magnaporthales, Pyriculariaceae. The record is from RefSeq and is a predicted model, not a curated record. The coding region runs from base 1 to 354 and encodes 117 amino acids.